AUGGCACGUAUUCGCAUCAAUACGUUAACGUCGGCAUUGGCGAUAUGGCUACUAGCCUGCAUCCUCUCUGUCUCUGCCACUGACAAAAACGCCAAGGAUGCGCAACUCGAGUCAUUCACUCGGGAUGAUGAGGGGAAACCAUUGACCACCGACUUUGGGGUUAAAAUAAAUGAUACAGAUAAUACGCUCAAGGCUGGCAUUCGAGGUCCUAGCUUGUUAGAGGAUUUCCAUUUCAGGGAAAAGAUUACCAGGUUUGAUCACGAGAGGAUACCCGAGCGAGUUGUACAUGCUCGCGGUCAUGGAGCCCACGGAUUUUUUGAAAGCUACUACGAUCUUUCCUCUAUCACUCGCGCAAAGUUCCUUUCCGCUGCAGGGAAGAAGACGCCGGUCUUUGUUCGUUUCUCUACUGUCUUGGGUAGCCGAGGAUCCGCGGACACGGUGCGCGAUGUGCGUGGGUUUGCAACAAAAUUCUAUACUGAGGAGGGAGUAUUUGACAUUGUCGGAAACGAUAUCCCAGUUUUCUUUGUGCAAGAUGCUAUCAAGUUCCUUGACUUGAUCCACGCAGCCAAGCCCGAACAAGACAAUGAAAUCCCUCAAGCAGCAACUGCACAUGACAACUUUUACGACUUUGUUACCCUCACACCAGAGACUCUUCAUACGGUGCUCUGGGCUCUAAGCCCUCGAGGUAUUGUAAGGAGCAACCGCGAAAUGCAAGGAUUCGGAGUCCACACGUUCCGUUUUGUCAACAAAGAGGGCAUGUCUCGGUUUGUAAAGUUCCACUGGCGUCCCGUAAAUGGAGUAACGGCACUCGUUUGGGACGAGGCGCAAAAGCUUGCUGGCAAGAACCCUGACUGGUUGCGUCAAGAUGUAUGGGAGGCCAUCGAGCGGGGAGACUUUCCAGAAUACGAAUUUGGAAUCCAGGUUGUCGAAGAGGAGGACGAGUUUAAGUUCGACUUUGAUCUGCUCGAUCCUACCAAGAUCAUCCCCGAAAGCGAGGUGGAAGUCAAGUGGAUCGGAAAGAUGACGCUCAACAGAAACCCCGACAAUUUCUUUUCCGAGACCGAGCAAGUCGCCUUUUGCACGUCUCACAUUGUUCCUGGCAUUGAUUUUACCAAUGAUCCGUUAUUGCAAGGACGGACAUUCUCCUACUUUGACACACAACUUAACCGCUUCCAGUCCCCGAACUGGGAAUAUCUUCCCAUCAAUCGCCCCAUCAACCCUGUACAUAACAAUCAGCGCGACGGUUUCAUGCAAUUCAACAUCUUUAAGGGUCCCGCCGCUUACUACCCCCACACUCGAUACGGUUCUGCGGACCCUGUUCCUCCAUCAGAAGGGUCCUUUGUCAGUUACCAUGAGAAGAUUGAUGGCUACAAGAUUCGUGCACGAUCACCGACAUUUUUUGACUAUGUUAGUCAGUCUCAACUGUUCUACAACUCGCUUGCUCCCUGGGAGCGCAAGCAGUUGAUUGAGGGUUCAGUAUUUGAGAUCACCAAAGUCAAGAGCAAGGAUAUCCGUCAGCGAUGGGUGGACUUGAUUAACCAGGUCGACCACGAAUUCGCCACCAUUGUCGCAAAAAAUGCGGCUGUGGACGUCCCAUCCAAGACAUACCCCAAUAAUGGCAAGAAAUCCAAAGGAAUCAGUAUCGAUGACUACCCUCUCAAGAGCAUUCGAUCUAAAAAAGUGGCCAUUUUGGCAUGCAAGGACGUGGCUGCUGACCAACUGAAGAGUGUUAAAGGUUUCUUGGAAGGCCAAGGAGCCGUGGUUGAUGUCGUGUCUUUUAAAUUGGGCAAGAUCGAGGGAACGGACAUUGAAGCUACUCAGACGUUUGCCACAGCCGAUUCAGUCUUUUACGACGCAACCUUCGUCCCUGGGGGAAAAUCUGCUGAUUACCUCCGUCAAAACUUUUGGGACUUUGAGGAUACUUGGGCCUUUGUCCGAGACACGUAUCGCCACGCCAAGCCUCUCGCUGCUCUCGGCGAAUCCGUGUCAUUCGUUGAAAAUGCCAUUAAACCCGCAAAGCUUGAAGGCAAACAAGCGGCAGGUGUCCUCACUGGUGGCAAUGAUGUUAACAAGGACGGCUUUGCUCACGGAAUCGAACAAGCUAUUCUAAAGAAACGCUUCUUUGAGCGAUUUGAUUGAGUUGUUAGCAUGGAAUACUUGUUGCUUGUUGUAUAAUGGUCUUGGAUUAGUGGAUGUAAAAUAGCGAUGGAAUACACGCCCGUUACAAACAUG
This is a messenger RNA of Spizellomyces punctatus DAOM BR117, 2232 nucleotides long. RefSeq lists its product as uncharacterized. Gene Ontology annotation, molecular function: catalase activity; heme binding. Gene Ontology annotation, cellular component: cytosol. Lineage: Eukaryota; Fungi; Chytridiomycota; Chytridiomycetes; Spizellomycetales; Spizellomycetaceae. The coding region runs from base 1 to 2139 and encodes 712 amino acids. Gene Ontology annotation, biological process: response to oxidative stress; hydrogen peroxide catabolic process. The record is from RefSeq and is a predicted model, not a curated record. The transcript is spliced from 8 exons.